AUGUCAUUCACCAAGACCUCUCUCAAACACCUUGCAGCCCGUGUUGUCAUCUCCCCUCCACCCGUCACUCUCUUCGAGUCCACCGCAGUCCUGAAGCGACUUCAAUCGUUCGGUCCUGUGACAUCUUUUGCCAAAGCAUCCCCUAAGGUCGGCAGCAUCGCCCGUCCGAAUGACACUGAGGAAGGAGAAGUACACGUCGUCUUCUCAUCACCAGAUACGGUCCAGAAAGCCUGCGAUGCCAGUCCCUUCAUCGUCAACGCAAACCUUGAUGACCUCGAUCCUCACGUUAGCGAUCCCUACAAUGUGCGGAACCUCCAGUCGCGAAAGAAGCCCAAGCCCACGGCCAUGACAUGCCGUGUUCAGCCCCACGAGCAGGAUGGACUCUUACCGUCUGGACAAAACGUCCUCUCUGGCGGCUUCUCCCCGAGCAACAAGACCAGGUUGUAUCAGAGCCUCCUUGAUGUCAAGCCUCCACCCAAUAUCAUCGAUGGAUUAGGUGUAUUGGAGACAGACCGAUCAGACGUCCUGUCGACUUCUCAAUUCACAGAGACACCUCCCAACCUGACCACGAUGUUUCGGUCUUCU
Molecule: messenger RNA, 585 nt
Organism: Capronia coronata CBS 617.96
Lineage: Eukaryota; Fungi; Ascomycota; Eurotiomycetes; Chaetothyriales; Herpotrichiellaceae
Exons: 1
Source: RefSeq, a predicted model, not a curated record